This is a messenger RNA of Rhopilema esculentum, 4918 nucleotides long. RefSeq lists its product as uncharacterized. Gene Ontology annotation, biological process: translation. Gene Ontology annotation, cellular component: ribosome; small ribosomal subunit. Gene Ontology annotation, molecular function: structural constituent of ribosome. The record is from RefSeq and is a predicted model, not a curated record. NCBI's taxonomy places the organism in Eukaryota, Metazoa, Cnidaria, Scyphozoa, Rhizostomeae, Rhizostomatidae.
GUCAAUGGAACAGGACGCAAGGCAAAGGCAAAAUGGCGAUCAGAUUGAUGGGAGGUUUUGCAGAAAUAUGUUUCGGAAAGGUGCACCAUUUGACAAAUCAAGGAUUUACAGUAGCUUCAAGAAAUAUUCGAAUGAAAUAUUCUACAACAUAUUUUCCAAGCAUCCCUAAAGAAGGACUCUUUCCAAAGACAUCAUAUAGCUGUUUAACCAGCUUAGAAAAGACAUUAGCACUUCUGCAGCCUACAAGAAAUAUUUCUGUUGUUUCAAAAAUACAUGAAGCAACCGUCUUGCAAUUGAAGCUAAUGAAAAGUGUGACAAAUUUUCAAGUGAGACAUCUACCUACAUUGAAUCAAGUUCGCAGACAGAAGCCCAGAACAAAAAAGAAGAGGCCAAAGGCUCAACUUCCAAAGGACAAGCAAAUUUUGUUAGGACCCCAACGUAAGGGAGUUUGUGUUAAACUUGUUGUUCGCACUCCAAAGAAACCGAACUCAGCACAAAGAAAAUGUGCCAUCCUCAGGCUUAGUAAUGGAAAAUUGAUAACUGCUUAUAUACCAGGCGAAAAAGGUACAUUACAAGAACAUGGUGUGGUUUUGUUUGAAGGGGGAAGAGUUCAAGACUGCCCCGGUAUAAAAUAUAAGAUAAUACGAAGAAAGUAUGACAUGAACUAGUAGUUUGAUGUUCUUAGAUUUCAUGCAGUCAUUUCAAAGGUGUCUUUUGUUUCUUAGAAUAAUAUUUUCUGCAAUAAUCAUUGGUUAUUGAAGAUUUCCGACACUAUUGGAAAGGCUUGAUUGAGAUUACAUUAGUCUACUUUAUUUUUAGUUGGCUGUCAGACAAGUUUGUAAAAAAAUUUCAUCAAAAUAAUUUCUGAUUUUCCAAACAGAAGGGAGGUUCUGAAGGGAUCAUUAUAAAAUUUUGCCAGUCCAAUUUCAGUAUUUCUCCAUGUUAAUUGCAUCAAGACACAGAAUAAUGAGGUGGUGACAAUUAUAUGUCUGCUACUAACUUUGGGGAUUGCUUUUUGGCAGAAAGAAAUACACUCAGUUUUAGUUCUUUUGCUUAUAUUCUAUCUGCAUAUUUUAACUUGCAUGUAAGUCUAUGACUUGGCAACUGUUGGAGAUAAUUCUUGUCACAAAAUAUUUUUAAUUUUUCACAACAUUUCUGGGAUUUACAACCCCCAGGAGGCAGGGUACUUCAUAAUGAUAAAACGGGGGCUCAUAUGUCUGAAUCUAAAUUCCAAAUUAUCAGUCAAGAAAUAUGAUAAAUUUUUCAAAGUCAUACCCCAAAAUAUUUUCCAAAUGUAAAAAUUCUAGAUAUUUUGAAAAUUAAUCGUCAGUAACUGGUAUAACACAUAAGGAUAUGGAAUAGCACUUUUUUUUUAAAUUUUGGAAAAGCUUGUGCACCCUCUCUCAUUAUUAAUUCUCCUUAUAUUGGUUUGUGUUGACCUUGUCAGGCCCAAGGUAUUUGUGUUGACCUUGUCAGGCCCAAGGUAUUUGAUGUCUUGAUGGAUCUAGGGUUAAUUUCUUUGGGCCAGCAACAAACUCGCAUACUUGGGUUGAGUCUACGUUAAUUUUUUAGGGUAAACGUAUUUCGAGUCUGAGUUGAGAUACUCUGUGAUAGAGGUCCUACCAAGGUCCUAUUAUAUUGAUUGGGAUUCUGCUGUAGAGAUGAAGAGAUCCAGGACCCCUAUCGAUUUGCUCUGUUGUCACAUUUCCCAGCACCUCGGUGUUUUGAUCAACCUUUGAUCUUCUUGAUGGACUUGCUUUUGUUACAGCCUUCGGUAGCCUUAUCUGACGAAAACUCUAUCAUAGAAGAAAGGCUUUGGCUAUUCACAGCACAUGGCCUCUGAUGAGAAUGUGAAUAGGUUUCAGGGCAUGGCCCCAAUUUUUUUGCAAAAAGUAUUAAAAAUUAAAGUAAAAAUUGUUUGCAUAAGCUAACGAGUAAGAGCUUGACCGCCACGUGUUUUGCUAACUACCCUAGAACGAGGCUAGACGGGGGUUACAUCAUUACUUACAAUACAUUUUUAAGUGCUAUUUCUAAUAAAAAGAUCGAGCCUUUUUGCAAAAUUAUUUGUUAUUAUUAUUAGAUUUGUCCUUGCCAUCCCCCUCCCAUUUCCCAACUUGCAUCUAUAUACCUGUUACAUAAAUUUGAUUAAUAUUAUGCAACCGAUUGAGAACAUCAGCAUCCAGCAAAGAUCUUGAUCAAACUGGACAUUUAUCGAAUGAAACUUCAUGCUUUCGAUUACAUCUGCCAAAAUCUGAAAACCAACCAUUUCAUUCACGUGUCUCUCAUAAGCAUCUGCUACUCACAUUAAAAUUAAUUUUGCAAUAACAGAAGAAAACAAGAGAGUGCUUUUCCAGUUGUUGAAAUUGUUGAAUUUUUUUAAAAUUGAUGGUAAACAUCUGCGUAAGCAGAGAAGUCUUUUUCACAACUGAGACAUGUCAAAAACCCAAAAAGAUCUCAGUUAUGCUUCAAGAAAGGCUAUACUCACGGUUAUCAGUGACCCAGGGAGAAUGAAAUAUAGAAAAAUGCCUUUCAGAUCAUUAAUAUUGGAAACAUUUAACUGACUUUGAUACAUCAAGCUUUCAAAUAUUAGGUCAGAUGCCUUUUUGUAUUUGUUAAUGUUGUCCAGAGAGGCGUUGUGGAUAGUGACUCUUACGGCUUGCAAAUUUUCCGGCAACGUUUUUACAUUAAAAUUAUGACGUCAAGCGCAUGCGCAGUUUUUAAAGGCAGAAUGGCCUGGCAACUAAAAUGUAUCUUUUGCAGCAUCACUUUUGCCUCUCUUGGUCCAUUGUUGAUCGCAGCCUGUUUUUACACACUUGCGCUUCAAAAAGGCGCACUUGUAUCUAGUAAUACCUAUCGCCAGCCAGGAUGCCCCUCAGCCAGGAUGCCCCUGGUUGCCUAAGCUUGGCUUAGUUUGUACAGUAUAUUGCAUGGGCGACGGAAGGAAUUUGCAAUUAAGAUAGAGGGGCUGUCAUCAGUAGCGGCGCCACGGGGGUGGGGGGGACUGGGGGGACACGUCCCCCCCCAGUUCUCAGCAGAACCGAUUUUGUAUUUCGUCCAAAUUCAAUGAGAAAAUGUUGGGGUAGGGGUAAUAUUUUGACACCGUACUUUUUGUGAUGUAAUCCUAUGAUUUUUAAACAGCCAAUUUUCAAACAAAAGUUAGUCUUAGGCGUUCCCUUCGGAUAAAAUUGGCGUUCCCUGUUGAUAAAAGGGCGUUUUCUGGUGGUUAAAAGGGCGUGGCCUAAAUUUUUUUGGUUUGUCCCCCCCAGAGCUUAGUGGCUGGUGUUUACUCAGAAAAGGGUACUGCAGUUCCGCAGUACAUUCCGCAAUCCACUUAUUUUGUAUUCAUAUAAAAAUCGUUUGUAUUGCUGCAACCUAAAUUGAAUAUCUGACAAGCAAGUCAACAACAUAAUUAGAAUGUUUCAUUGUUAAAACGUGAAAGGGACCAUCAAGAUCAGGGAGUGCCUAGGACUUCCACACUCUUAAUCUGCCUCUGGGCUGCUUCACCUUGCACUGCACCACAAAGUAACGGGGCCCUGGUGAAAAGUGCGUCGACCAAAUGCCCUCCUGCAUGCUCUGUUUGGCGCACGCCUUGCGUCAAGAUUGAAUCACAUAUAAUCCCUUGAGUUUUUUUAUUAAUUUAAUGACCUGCUACUUUCAAACAUAGCGGUCAAGCAUGCGAUGUCUCAAACCAAACUUGCAUUCCCUGAUUUCGGCGCUUGAAAGUCAAUUAGACAGUAAACCAUGUUUCCGAAGCAGGUCCAGGGAAAAUCUAACUAGGGAGUUGAGGGGCUAGUAUCCUUAGAACACGCCCGUUAGGUUUGUAUGGUUGAGUCUUUCUUCAGGCCAUUUUGCAACGCCUCUUGAGAUUUUAAAUACCGUUAAUCAAAUUUUUUGAAAAAUUACUUGGGUAGAUAUUUUGCAACGUUAUGGCGUGCAGGUGGAAGAUCUUUCUUGAGCGCCACGUCCUCUAUGCAAAGAUACUCGAAUAGUGACUGGAUAGGAAACUGCGAAGCGGACAAUAGAACAUGUUACGCAUCACUGCUUAUUCAAACUUGUAGGGAAUGAUCAUUUCCGGUUUGUUUGGUUUUGACUGAUAAUGACGAGCUUCGCAGCUAUUCGGCACGGUAGUUAACUGUUGUAGACUUACCAAGAUAAGCUAAUUUGUCCCUUGUUACGUUUUCAACGAAAAAUGAAAGAAAAAAGGAGUGGAGAACGCAGCUUUUGUGUAAAGUAAAAAGAUGCGAUAGGAGUUUCAACGCAGAGAGGGCCUACAUCUGCGCAAGGCAUUUUGAUCAACAUUGCUUUAGGAUCGGUAAGUCACUGUAACUUUCAUUACUUCUUUCAUUGAUUAUUAUUUUUGCCUAUUAUUUUAUAAGAGUUUUAUUAUUAAGAUUGGAUGCAGAUCUCAUUAAAAAAUCCUUUCGGGGGUAGGGGGGCUACGAAAUAGGUUAUAUAAAUAUUACUUAGGAAUUCAAUCGAUUUUUGACUUAUUAUUGGGGGGAGCUGUCACGACCCCCACAACUCCUAUCAAUCAGUUGCUGGUGAUAGGUCGACUGAGAAUAUCAACAGUGUCACCGUUGAAUAAACAAAGCAGGCAAUAGUCUGAUGGGACGAAAGUCCCCCUGAGAAAAGUGUCAAAAUCAUCAACUGUCAUUGAGACAAAAAUAUCUAACAAAAUUAGAAGCAAAGUUGGGGGGCAACUCAAAUUUUCUUUAUCUUGUAUUCAUAUUGACAAUAAAUUAUUUCAUAAUGUUGUUUGUAGGAAAGACUGGAAGAAAAGACCUCCUUGUUGGAAGUUUGCCUACACAGUUCUUACAUAAAAGAAGUCAUGAAAAUAACCAAGGGAAACAAAGGCAUGAGCUUGAAAGACUUUUUCAAGAGGUGCCCUUACCAGUGCUUUACAAAUGAAGAGGUUUCA